Paramuricea clavata is the source of this 4945-nucleotide messenger RNA. The record is from the annotation of a GenBank genome assembly. NCBI's taxonomy places the organism in Eukaryota, Metazoa, Cnidaria, Anthozoa, Malacalcyonacea, Plexauridae.
CUUACAUCUUUCUAGCCGGGUGUUUUUUUCUACUUUCCACUUCGAAACAAAUCAAAUAUGUCCGAAGCAAAGGGUGCAAAAAAUGAAAAGGAGUUAGUAGCUGAAUUAAGACAGCUCAUUAAAGGCGACAUAUGCAGUCAAUUUGACCCAGAUUAUCACAGGGAAGUGAGAAAAGUAUGGAAUGCAAGACUGUAUGAGAAAAAUCCUCUGUUGUUUGUUUAUGUUGAAUGUCAAGAUGACAUUUUAGAAACAUUGAAGUUUUGCAAAAGUCACAAGGUUGAGCUAGAGUAUUAAUAGCUAUAUUAUAAUUUGUGAAAUAAUUAAUAAUUCAUGAAGAAAACACAAUAGAAAUCAUGACUGUGAAGGAGUUUGUAUGUCUGAUACAAAAUCAUGCCGAUUUACAUAAACUCACCAAAUAUCAUUCAUUUUCAAGGCGUUUUACAAGCCAUUUGCAACAUUUGUGUCCAUGUUGUAUCACAUAGACAAACUCUCGCCUUCGGCUUGAGUUUCGUAUUUCCGAUACAACAUUGGCACUCGUGUUGUAAAUAGUAUGUAAAGAUACCAUAUUAUGGGCAAUGAAACAACACAUGAAACUGACUGUAUUAGAGAGGUGUUGCUUUUAUAGAGGUUCUUGAUAGAAAAUAUAUUAUGUUGGGAUAUUGGAAUCUGUCCACAAUAGAGAGAUGUUUGUAUAAUUAGAGAGGUGCCACGCCCAACAUCUGGGGUGGAAAAUGUCUUGGACCAUUGGUCCCAGAGAUUAUUUCCCCAGAAAAUAUUUCCCCCAGAAAGAAAAAAUAGUAUUGUCAAAAUUUAGAGAAAUGGAGAAAUUCAGGGGAAAAUUCUAACCAAUAGAAAAAAUGUUACCUAUACUGUAGGUAUGACCUCAGAAAUGCAUGGAUCAGUAGGUUAAAAAACCUUAGGGUAAAAAAUAUGGAUUAUUUUGUCAACAAAGGAGGACACAGGUGAAAAACAAAUUUAAACUGGUGACAAAUCCAAAAGAAAAGCAUAAUUAAGUUUAAAGCAUAAUUAAUUUGUGUCACGUCCAUGUAUACUAGAUUUAGCUAAUCUUCAGUUUGCUAAUUAUUUUUUAACAAUACAUUAUCCAGCUCCCAUUGUGCAUAUGCAAUGGAGGUACAAGUAUGUUUGUUCAAGAUGACGGUGCUGUUGUUCUAAAACUUGAAAAGAUGAAUGAUGUGACUGUCAAUCAAGAAGCCAAGGUUAUCAUUUUCUCACUAACUUUUAGAUUUCUAUGAAAACAAUAAAUACUCUAGGAACAGUUAUUUUCUGCAGAUGUUGAAAGUUUGGGACAGAUAGAGCUAUCCAGUAUAAAUAAUGUUAAGUCUAGUUAGCUUAGAAGAGAAGAUCAACUGAGGUUGCUCAUCUAUAUAAUAGCUCUGUAUGUUUAAUUAGUUGGUGGAGCAAUUACUGUAAAAUACCAUUAAUGGUAAAUUUUGUGGUUUUUACCAAUUUACUAUUUGGGAAAGUUAUAAUAAUAACCAUGCAAUACUGGUAAGACUUUUUCCUAUGGCAAUGGGCUAGUAGCCUAGUAUUCUGAUGUUAUGAAUUUGCAGCAGAUUUGAUCGUUUUAAUAUAGGCAACACAACUUCAAGUUAACAGCAAUGAUUGCAAUCAUUAUAUUUGUUAGUAUCGAAAUUUACCCUAUUCCAAAUUCUGUAAUUGCAAUAUUAAUGCCCUUGGCAAUCACACUUGGAUUAAUGUCCUUGGCUGCUCUAGCUUUUCAAUUUUCAUAAGCUUUUGACCUGUUUUAGACUGCAGCAGUAAAUUGUGGUGCCAAGCAAGGGGAUGUGGAUAAAACUACUGCCGAGUAUGGUCUGGUUACAACACUAGGUCAAGCGAGCUUUGUCGGUGCAACAGGCUCAGGUUUACUGUUAGGAAUGGGUGUGCUUGGUAGGAGCUAUGGUUAUGCAAUUGAUAAUCUACAUGCUAUAGGUAGAGUCUUUAUAUCUAUCAUUCUAUCUAUUUAAUAAGCUUUUUGUUUGUUGACAAAUCUGAUAUUUUAUUUUACGGAAAACACCAUGGGAAAAAUUUAAAAAGCUUAAUAUUUUCAUUUCUUACUUUUUAUCGUACCUUUUCAGUUUUAUUCAAUUUGUGGUUAUAUGUUCUAUAUAAUUUCAAUGUAUUUUGCACAAUUUAAGUUUUGUGCUUCAAUAGACGUGACGAAGGAAAAUUGUGAAAUCUAAAAGGUGUACACUUGCAGUUUUGUACUGAAAAGUACAAAGUUAUUGUCUUAGAGUUAAAGUUUUGUUUUGCAUAUUUCUUUUACAUUAUUUGACCUUUGAGGCAUUUGUUUUUGGGUAAAUUUAACCAAUUAUAACCAAUCUGUCUGUUCUCACACUCGUACUAUAACACAGUAUGCAGUAAUGCGCAAACUCAAACGUACUUAUUUGUGCUUUUCUUAACUAUAGAGAUGAUUACAGGCUCGGGAGAGACAGUAAAGGCAACUGCCACUCAAAAUGAGGAACUGUUUUGGGCAAUGAAAGGUUUUGGACCUAACUUUGGGUGAGCAUGAAUUUCAACCAAAAUCGGAGCUGAAAUUUUGAUCUAGACAAGUCUGGACAAAAAUUUCGUCACAGCUUGAAAGAGCAACACAAAAUUAGUAAUAUUCCGAAGUUUCGUUGCGAAAUGUUGUAAAAUGCGGCUAAUAUUGCCUUGCGAAGUUUGCCGUUUUUCAGUCAUUUUGCAUUACGCGGGGGAAAUUGACAGCCCAAUAUCCUUUGGCCUGUUUGGGGCUGUCAAUUUCCCGUUUGUAAUAGAAAAUGACUGAAAAACGGCAAACUUCGCAAGGCUAUAUUAUCCGCAUUUUACAACAUUUUGCAACGAAACUUUGGAAUAUUACUAAUUUUGUGAUGCUCUUUCAAGCUGUGAUGAAAUUUUUGUCCAGGCUUGUCUAGAUCAAAAUUUCAUUCAUAAGGGGAAAGGUCUAUUGUAGUUUUUAGAACCGAAUUUUCAAUGUAUUUUAUGAGCAGACUCUACGGAAACGCUUUGGUUAAGUUACCAAAACGAUUAUUAAAUAUAAUCUCCUAUACAGUAUUAUAAUGUUCUAACAAGUAUUGUUAACAUUUUAAUUAACUAUUUACUUACCAUUACAUUGUAUCAAACUUUUUUCCAUAAAGGAUCGUCACCAAACUUCACGUCAAUUUACAUCCAAUUCCGGCUCAAAUCAUGGCUGGAAAUCUGUAUUUUGCUUGGGAAAACGCUGCCAAUACACUCAGGAACAUGCGAGACUUCGUACUAGAGAAAAACGACAAACGAUUAGUUCUUUACGGUGUCAUUUCAACUGAGAAACAAAGGUAUAAUGCAACUUUGAAGCGAAACUACAUGUAUGGGAUGGUAUUCUUUUAAUACGCAGUCAGUGGUGUCAUGUAACGAAAUAAAUGUACUUCGUUACUGUACUUGAGUUACUAUUUUUGAGAAAUGAGCAUGUAACAAAGUAAACUUUUUCUGGAGUACUUUUACUUGGAACGAAGUCGUUUUAGGAUGUAACGUUUUACUUCGUUAUUGUCAUUUUGUGGCGAAGUAUUUCGUUACUUUCUAACUUUUGUUUAAUUUUACGUGAUUUAUUCCCGAUAAGUGGACCUCUUGAGAAAACAGUUUAGAACUGGUUUCCUUCUAGUUCUGUAGUAACACUGGACCUCUAUAGGGAGAAGAGUUUAGCACUGAUGGAGCUACCUAUGUAUAAAUAUAGUAACGUUAGUUCAGAUGCAAUAUGGUAUCACAAUAUAUUUCAAAAUUAUAUAGGGGCAAGUUAAUGCUAUUCCUUCGUUAUGUUUUUAAUGGGGAUUUAAAUGUGGGGGAAACAUAUCUCGAAGAAUUCUGUAAACGAAGUUCGCCUGAUUCGUGGGAUGUGGAGCCUAUGCAUUAUAACGUCUUUCAAACAACAGUAGAUGAUCUACACCCUUUUGGAAACUACUACUUUGAUGACAUGGGUGGCUUUCCUCUUUCAGGUGAGAAAAUUGAAAUAUUUUGCGUUCCGUCACUGUCUGAGGGGAUUCAGGGAACAUGAUUGACGCUAUCAGCUAACUGUCUGUGCUAAUUUGGAAUAUUGGUCGCACACAUUCAUAAGAUUAUAUUACUGGACCUCUAGGGAGAACGGUUUAGAAUUGAUACAGCAAUCUAGUAGAAACAAAAUUAAUGUAGUUUAGGUUUCCUCCUGUAGUAACACUGGACCAAUAAGAGAUGCUUGUAGGAAGAAGAGCAAAUUAGAAUUAGAGCUAUCUAGUAGAAAUAAAGUUAGUAUAGUUUAGGUUUCCACAUGUAGUAACACCAGGGUUCGAAUUAGACAGGAAACAUCGAUUCGCAAAUUUCCUUUUUGAAGAUUUAAGGAAAUUCUAGUUUUGAAAAGUGGAAACACUGCUUGCAAAAAACAAAAUGGCGGUCGUUUCGUAGCGAAUUACGUAAAUUUUCUGCAGAAAUUGUAGCCAUAUUCUUAAUUUCACACAUCUUUUUAGUACAAAAUUACAGCAAUAGUCAGCAACAUACUCUAUAUCUUACAUUAUAGUAAAAUACAUUCGAAGUGAUUGUGAAAAUCAACCCGCUGUUUUUUCGAAACGUCAUUCGCAAAAUGGAUGAUUUUGCGUUCGCAAAAAGCGAAUUUACAUUCGCAAAUUGCGAAUAGCAUAAUUCGAACCCUGGAUCAAUAUGGGAGCACCUUUGGAGAGAACAAUUUCGACGGAACUGGUAGAGCUAUUCAGAGUGAAUAAAGGCAAACCCCUGAGAUUCAAACAAUGUGUGAUUCUAAUUUUUCCCUAUCAUAUAUAGAAAUGUCAAAUGAAGUAAUAGACGUUCUAAUUGGUCGUUACAAUGCAUUGCCCUCGGUGGAAAAGAUGUCAGGAAGUGCUUGCUAUGUUUUAACUACGGGAGGCGCUUAUAGUGAGCUACCGGAGAAUUCGAAUCCAUUUUUGUACCGAGCUGCAAGGUAAAGUAU